Molecule: messenger RNA, 405 nt
Organism: Strongyloides ratti
Lineage: Eukaryota; Metazoa; Nematoda; Chromadorea; Rhabditida; Strongyloididae
Product: 60S ribosomal protein L32
Exons: 2
Coding region: 1-405 (134 amino acids)
Biological process (GO): translation
Cellular component (GO): ribosome; cytosolic large ribosomal subunit
Molecular function (GO): structural constituent of ribosome
Source: RefSeq, a predicted model, not a curated record
AUGGUUACCGUCAGGGGUAAAGCUACAAAGAUUGUUAAGAAACACCCAAAACGCUUCACUCGUCAUGAAUCUGACCGUUACAGACGUGUUAGACCAAAUUGGCGCAAACCAAAGGGUAUUGAUAACAGAGUUCGUAGACAAUUCAAAGGAGCUCGUAUCAUGCCAGGAAUUGGUUUUGGAUCUGACAAGAGAACUAGAUUUGUUUGCCCAAAUGGAUUUAAAAGAGUUGUCAUUCAUAACAUUAAGGAACUUGAAGUUCUUUUACUCCAAAACAAAAUUUAUGCUGCUGAAAUUGCUAAAGGAGUAUCAGCUAAAAACCGUAAAUUGAUUGUUGAACGUGCCAAUCAACUUGCUAUCAAUGUUACCAACAAGAAUGCUCGUCUCCGUACCGAAGAAGCCGAAUAA